UUUGCUUUGUUUCAAAAAAAUAGUAAGAUGUAUCAUUGAUACAUAUUAAUAUCAUAGAAGAGAAUGUAUCUCGCAAAGUCUAUUCCAACGGAACAUAAGGACAUAAUACAUGAUGUUUCAUUUGAUUUCUAUGGCAGGCGUAUGGCAACAUGUUCUUCUGAUCACACUGUGAAGAUUUGGGAUUUAUAUGAUAAUGGAGAAUGGGUUUGUAAAGCUGAUUGGAAGACUCAUUCAGGCUCUGUAUGGAAAGUAACAUGGGCACACCCAGAAUUUGGGCAGGUAAUAGCGACAUGCUCAUUUGAUCGUACUGCAGUUGUAUGGGAAGAACAAGUUGGUGAAGUGAGCACUUCGUCACAUGGAAGAGCAAAUCAGUGGAUUCAAAGAGCUUCCUUGGUUGACAGCAGUAAUUCUGUGACUGAUUUAAAAUUCUCACCUAAACAUCUUGGUCUUCUCUUGGCGAUGUGUUACAAAGACGGGGUAGUAAGAAUAUACGAAGCUCCUGAUGUAAUGAAUCUUAGCCACUGGUCUGUACAGCAUGUUAUCAAUUGCAAAUUAGCAAGCGCCAGCUGUAUUUCGUGGAAUCCGUCUAGAUCACAUGCACCCAUGUUGGCUGUUGGCAGUGAUGAUCCAAGGCCCACCGCUGGUGGGAAGGUUGAAAUACAUGAAUGUAGUUCGUCGGGAAGAAAGUGGACCAAGAUUGCAACCCUUAUGGGAAUCACCGAUCCUGUCCAUGACGUUGCGUUUGCACCAAACGUUGGAAGAUCUCGACACCUGCUUGCCAUUGCAUCCAAAGAUAUCCACAUUGUCGCCAUGAAACCUCUGAAAGAGAAGCCAAGUCAAUCUGCGUCUGGUUUUCCUGAAAAACCUGAUAUCACAGUUAUCGCUACUCUGCAGGAACACGAGGCACAGGUGUGGAGGGUGGAAUGGAAUUUAACUGGAACUAUUUUAUCUUCAACUGGUGAUGAUGGACGAGUGCGUUUAUGGAAAGCAAAUUAUCUCGAUAAUUGGAAGUGCAUAGCUGAGAUGAAAGGGGAUGACAGUCAGGCACAACAAAACGCCACCCCGCAAAGGAGCAUGUCGACUACUUCGACAACAGGACAAAACGUUAUAGAUAUUACGACGUUACAGAAAACACAUCCGUUAUUUUAAUGACUUUAACUUUGAUUUUAACAAUAACUGAAGAGAAUAACAGAAGAAGUCGAGGUGACAGUUUACAGCUUCAUUCUUCAGUUUCUCAUGGUGUAAAGGAACAAUAAAAUAUUUGUCUUCUUUAUCCAAAACGGUAAUUUAAAAAUUUGUACGGAAGAUUUGCAUAAGCAUGAAGUCAAGUGCUUUGUCACGUGAUGCUAGCAUACACUGUAAGUGUGCAUCACAACGUUUCAUCGCGGCUUGUAAAUAAAUAAUUUUUUGCUUUAGAAAGUAUAAAUAUAAGUCUGUUGUUUGA
Hydractinia symbiolongicarpus is the source of this 1444-nucleotide messenger RNA. Its product is annotated as nucleoporin SEH1-like. The record is from RefSeq and is a predicted model, not a curated record. NCBI's taxonomy places the organism in Eukaryota, Metazoa, Cnidaria, Hydrozoa, Anthoathecata, Hydractiniidae. Gene Ontology annotation, cellular component: nuclear pore outer ring; Seh1-associated complex. Gene Ontology annotation, biological process: positive regulation of TORC1 signaling; cellular response to amino acid starvation. Gene Ontology annotation, molecular function: protein binding; structural molecule activity. The transcript has 13 exons. The coding region runs from base 64 to 1149 and encodes 361 amino acids.